This is a messenger RNA of Cuscuta epithymum, 1591 nucleotides long. The record is from the annotation of a GenBank genome assembly. NCBI's taxonomy places the organism in Eukaryota, Viridiplantae, Streptophyta, Magnoliopsida, Solanales, Convolvulaceae.
GAGUAUUUUUCACCGAAAAUUAGAAGUUUACAACCAGCAGACUGUACCAUACAAGCUUCCGAAUCAGGAGGCGUCACCGCCGACCACCGUCUAGCGGUAUAGUUUGGCAUAUUAAACACUACACUUGGCCGAAGUCCGCCCUGGAUCUGGCUGCUGUGUGUGUUUGUGCGUUUAUUUUAAUUUUAAUAAGGAUCUGUGUGAUUUUGCGGCGCCUCUGAAGGGUUGUGUUGUGCUUAUGCCUUGUGAAUUGACGAAAGUUGAGCUGAUCCAUUAUUGAAUCUCAAUUCAUCCUAAAAUAUCCGCGAUGCAACACAAAAAGGUUGCGGCGGUGAACAACCAUGGCGAGAAGCUAGUGGGAAUAUUACAUGAAGCUGGUACUAAGGAGCUUGUAGUUGUUUGUCAUGGUUUCAGGUCCUCAAAGGAUCGCAUUCCCAUGGUGACCCUUGCUGUUGCUUUUGAGAAAGCAGGAAUUAGCGCUUUCCGUUUUGAUUUUUCUGGCAAUGGUGAAAGUGAGGGUUCAUUCCAAUAUGGUAACUACCGUAGGGAAGCUGAUGAUUUGCACGUUGUAGUUGAACAUUUUCGUCAGAAUGGAUAUUUCAUAGCAGCAAUUAUUGGGCACAGCAAAGGAGGGAAUGCUGUGCUUUUGUAUGCAUCAAAGUAUAGGGAUAUACCGGUGGUUGUUAAUAUUGCUGGCCGCUUUAAUCUUAAAAGAGGGAUUGAAGGCCGUUUGGGGAUAAAUUAUGUGGACAAAAUCAAACAAGAUAGAUACAUCGAUGUUAAAAACAGGAGAGGGAGAGUUGAGUAUCGAGUAACCGAGGAAAGUUUGAGAGACCGCCUUACAACCGAGAUUGGCACGUCAUGUCAAGCUAUUCCACCAAACUGCAGGGUAUUUACCAUUCAUGGUUCUGAGGAUGAAAUGGUGCCCGUUGAAGAUGCUUAUGAAUUUUCCAAGUACAUCCCAACACACACGUUGCACAUAAUUGAAGGAGCGGAUCAUGAAUUUACCUCACACCAACAAGAGUUAGCUUCUCUGGUAGCAGCCUUUGUCAUGUCUACCCUUCCCAACCAACAAACAACCAAGCUGUCUGAAUCAUAUGUCGUAACGAGAAGUGCAGUUCAUUCACGACUCUGAUCCUGUAUGCUCUUGAUUUUGCUGUUGAUUUCAUGCUUUGGCCUUUUCAGCAACACACUAUGGUGUGAAAACUAUUAAUGAACAGUGUUGGGACCAGGUUCUUUCCCAAUUCUUAUGAGCAGCGUGGGGAUCGAGUUAUUUUCCAAUUCUGUUAGUUGCUAGUUGGAGAUGACAUUACAUGGUACUCCGUAAAUAAUCACAUUAGUGAACUGAACUUGGACAUUAUAGCAUUAAUGCAUUAUUAAAUGUAAGGAUAUUUUUACUUGGAUUGUAAUUUGCUGGUCUGGUCUGAACUGGUUUGGUUUGGUCUGUUUUUUUUGUAUUUUUAUAACUACCUAAGUCUGGCUUGUUCUGAUCUGGUCUGGUCUGGGACAUAUUACAGUCCAAGUAAAAACAUCCUAAGUAUUAAAUUGUUUUUUUUGCUUUUAAAACUAUUACUAAAAUAAAACUUAUUUACAC